This is a messenger RNA of Spirodela intermedia, 1852 nucleotides long. NCBI's taxonomy places the organism in Eukaryota, Viridiplantae, Streptophyta, Magnoliopsida, Alismatales, Araceae. The record is from the annotation of a GenBank genome assembly.
AUGACGCCGGGGUGUGGACGGAGGCCGCCUUCUCUAGUGAGUCUCUGCGUCCAGAGUGCAAUAGACAACGUCAGGUACAUUGGCGAUGUCGGGGAGACGGAUAUAGACCUGCUGAAGGAAAUCCUGCCGCACUGCACAGUCGACCAAUUGGCGCACAUCGAGAAAUCCACUGAAGUAUGCGCCAAUAUUCUCCCUCCGCUCUAUUUCUCGUCCUCCUCUCUUCCUGUCCUUCUACCGUCUGAAUUCUCUUGCCCCAGCCUAGAAACGAUCCAUGGCGAUAAUUCUUGCUUUGGGAUUCCGUGUUUCAGGACAGAGAUUUGAGUGCCGUGACAGAUGACUUAUGGAGGAUAUUUUAUGAACGAGCUUUCGGAGCCGACAGCGUAAGCAUUGUCGUCAAGAGAAUGAAGCAGAAGAACGUCAACUUCAAGUGGAGCAAGUUAUAUGAGGUAUCAGACCCCGCAUAAGAUUAAGACUUUGCCUCAUAUAUUCUAUACUGUAUUCAUGUCGUCGCCUCCUUUAGUUAUUCCUACCAUAGCUUGGAGCUCAUAGGCCGCGGCCUCAGUGGAUGGUGAGUACUGAACUCGUGCUGUGUAUGCAGGCAAAGUGUAGAGAGAGAGAAGAAGCUGGGAAGAAAAUAGCGGAGCAGCUGAAACAAAGAUACGCCGAAGAGGAGAAAAGUGAGUUUUUCUUUCCCUGAAAUGUGAUUUUGAGAUCAAGAUGCGACUUUACCCUUCGUCUAAGCCCUGUGUAGGCAGCUCUGGGAGAUUAGCUCUGGGAGAUCUUCACGCAAAGAUUGCUUAUAUCUGAAAAACUGAGGAAGUGGGAUCCUUCGAUUUCCGUUAUGGCCCAUUAGGACGACGAUUAUCGGCCAGUUCUUGCAUUCAGUGGUUACCUACUUUGAUUUAAAGCUUGUUUUUGGCAAAUAAUUUCCCUAGGAUUGCUCUUCAUAUCUUAGUUGAUUUCUUGGAGAAACAUAGCGUGCAAGCUGGCAGAAUGCUCUGGAGUUCUUUAUCUCUUCAGCUUUGAUCUUCAUUAUAUUCCGAAGAGUAGUGGCAUGGGGCGUCUCAAUUUGUCACAUAAACCUGGCUGAAGAUGGAUUUAGUUGCAUCGAUCAUCUGACUAAUAGAAUCAUGUUUGUUGUAUAAUCUCGGGAUCAAAGUUUAUUACCAUAAUUUUUAUUAUAAUUAUUUGUCAUCGGCUUCAUCCUCCUCUCAUGACAUGGUAAAUUUUAUAAUCAGAGAAGCAAAGUCGACAGAUCCGAGUGGUCGACAAGAAGCCCCCUACGAGCAACAAGAGGAUGUUCUCCGGAGGUAAUUACCCGAUCCAUGUCCACUUUCGUCGCUUGAUGUGGAAAGAAACCCAUCUUCGGAUCGAUCUCCUGUUCUUGCGCAGGCAAUGGCCCCGGCUACAAUGUCUCCGGCGUCAAGGGGAACCUCAUGAAGAAGGCGAAACUCGAGUAUCUCAAGAGGUGAAUGCUCUCAGGGUUCUUCGACUUACUGAUGCGGCAUCAUUUCCCAAUGAUUUCCUAAUUCAUGUCUCAUGGUUUUCUUCCUCAUGAGCGAGCAGCCAUGAGGCCAGAAUUCACGCCACCAUGAGAAAGAACGCCUCACAGAAGACGACCUUCCCACCGCCAAGGUGCUACUCCAUGAGCGUUGUUGGCUAGAAAUCUGAAGAUUUUCUGGGCUUUUUCAAUGGCGGCCGUGCUCGGCGGGCACUUCCAGUUUUGCUUACUUGGUCUGGUUUUCCUCUGUUCAGUGCUGCGAGGGCAGGGAGUAGCAGCAGCGGCUUCAGUGGAAGGGGCUCGGCUUCCAGCAGUUCUAAGCCUACGAAGCUCCUGGCAAGGGGAUUGUAG